This is a messenger RNA of Exophiala oligosperma, 1357 nucleotides long. RefSeq lists its product as uncharacterized. The transcript has 3 exons. Gene Ontology annotation, cellular component: nucleolus; exosome (RNase complex). The record is from RefSeq and is a predicted model, not a curated record. Bases 59 to 928 code for a protein of 289 amino acids. Gene Ontology annotation, biological process: regulation of gene expression; maturation of 5.8S rRNA. NCBI's taxonomy places the organism in Eukaryota, Fungi, Ascomycota, Eurotiomycetes, Chaetothyriales, Herpotrichiellaceae. Gene Ontology annotation, molecular function: DNA binding; RNA binding.
CGACAACAUUCUUUCCUCCCUUACCAUUGAACGAGACCCAGAGAUCCCCGCCGCCAAUAUGGAAACCAGUUCCAUGCUUGACCUGGUCGACCAACUGGAGGAGAACAUAGAAGACCUUGAAGAUAGCCUCGCGCCUUUGCUAGAGUCUGGAUCUUCCCUGGCAUCUACCACCAAGAAACUUCCUCUGGUGGAUAGAGCGAAGUUGGACGUUUUGUUGGUGUACGCGAUCGAGUCAAUUAUUUUUUCCUUCCUCAAGUUACACGGUAUCGAUGCCAAAGAGCAUGCCGUAUUCCGCGAAUUAAGUCGAGUCAAGCCAUACUUCGAAAAGAUCAAGAAUGCAGAGGCCGGUGCUUCUCCAUCUCGUCCCUCUGCUAUAUUAAACAAAGAGGCUGCUAACAGAGUAAUCCGACAUGCUCUGGCUGGAAAUGCCAAAUAUGAUCUCGAACGCGCCGAACGUGAAGCCCGUGACAAAUUCCGAGCAAACCAGAAGUUAAAGAACCUGGAAGCCAGCCUUCAAGAAAAGGCCAAGGCACAAGCACAGGAUGAGAAGCCGAUUGACGAAAAGGCGGACGCGUUACAACUAGCCGCGCAGCUCGCAUCUUUACCACAAGAAACCUCAGAAGAGGACUCGUCCUCAGCCGAAAAUGACAAAGAGACCGCUGGUGCCGUUGAUGAAGGAGAAGCAUCAUCUAUACCCAAGACGGAGUCGGAGAAUUUGACUGAGUCAAGCCCUCCACAGGAAAUAUCACAGGAAACCCCACAAGAGAAGCGCCGAGGGAAGAAGAGAAAAUCCCAACAGGCGGAAGAUCAGCAACCGUCCAAGAAAUCCAAAAAGGAGGAGAAGAAAGCGAAGAAAAAGGAUCGGCAGGAAAAGAAGGCCAAAAAGGCACAAAAGAAAACUGCUGCCGGCACUGAGGAUGGUGGAUGAGUAUAGCUGAGUCUCUUCCAACCAAUCUCUCCACAUCACGAAGGGGCCGAUGGAGGUUUUGCGCAUCUCGGGCCAGACUCUCUACAGAGACUACAGAUGUCACGACUUGAUGGAUCUCCAUGCUCUCAACUGGACCUGGUAGUUGGCCGCCUCGCUACUAGGGUUUGUCUGGACAAGAAAUCUUUUUGGAAGCGAGGCUCCCUACAGAACACCCACUCCCCAUCACCAACUCAAGCCGGGUGUUUUCAGUCAAAACAAUAAUCAUGCCUCCAAGUGCUACAACACCUUACGUACAAGUUACGAAACACAGGCUUCCGAGUCACUGCCUGGUGAUUUGGACCAGGCUGGGGAUAUGUGUACCAAGCGAGGCUUUGGGUUGAAAACAGACCUACCUACGACGCUACGAUUAGUAUGAAUACAGAAAUCAAG